AUGAAAGACGUGUGGAUUUGGGAUCCCGUAGAUGCAAAAGCUGCCUUCCAGCAUCCGCAGGAAACGCCGGAAAACAAUCUGGUGAUGGCCAAAGAGUGCUUCAUGGACGGGAAGAUCGGGGCGCGCCUGAACAAACUUUCCAAGGCUACCCUGUUGGACCAGAAUGGCUCUAUUGCCAUGGUAGCCCGUGAGGACGGCAGCAGACACGAGGUGCCCACGGCCCGACUGUUACAUUGGUACGAAGGCCUUCUUGUCUUGCAAGAGCUUGAGGCGAAGAGUGGUGCUGGUGUCACUUGGUUUGACGACCGUUGCCGCAAUCUCUUGAGCCAGGAGCGCAGGAAGUACAAGUCCGGGAUCGUGGGCAGCCUCUAUGUCGAAAAGAAGCUGUUGAACACUUCAGUCACAGGUAAGCGGUUGGAUGCAGAGGACCCAAGCUUUACCCAUCGGCGGCCAGACGUGAAAGAUAUGGAUAUUCCUGCAGAGAGCGAGGAUGAGGCAGCGCCGGGCCGGUUUAGCAUCGCUGACAUCACUGGCUACAUGCCUCCGUGGGAGGCUUGGUGCCACGAGCAUGCUGGCUUUUAUCAAGAUUUCUAUCAGGUGCAGUGGAAGAGCGAUAAGGGCACGGCUUGGGCACGAAUGAACCUUUCAAAAGUGGAGAAUGGUGCCAUCGAAGCAGGUUCGACUUGGGAGCCUGACGACUGUAUACCUCCCAGCCUUGAUGGUAUGAGGCUGCGAGAAAAGACUAAGUGGUUCAAGCGCAAGCGCGAUCAGGAGCAGAAGGAGAAGGAGAAGGAGCUUGCGGAAGCCGUGAAGUCGAAGCGCCCUCGAAACGAGAGCUCAUCGAGGCUGCCAGAGCCACCAAAGAUGGGGAGGUACAGGCGCGAUGGCAAUCCGCUCAUGAAAGACAUGUUCCUCCAGAUCGGCCACGACUUCGAUAAGCCACAUGAAGAAAGCAAUGAUAUCUGCAGUGGCUGGCCCAAGAGGGCUGAGGACUACCCGCCCGGCUACGGAUGCGCAGACCCACCCGGACUCUGCAAUUCCACAUGUGAUUGCAUGGACGGCUGCAGGGUUCAGAAGCCGGGGGAAAUGGCGAAGAACUGGCUCGAAGAUCCGAAACGCUCCUCCGAUGCGGCGAUGGCCAUUGAAAAUCUGAGCCUGCAGAAGCACAUCGUCAACAGGAGGGGCGCGACUUCGAACUGGCACCGCUUUGAGGCUGUGCAGACGCGCCACACAGACCAGAUGAAGAUGCCUGGAGCGAACAAUUUUUGCAAGGUGUUGGAGGAGUCGGUCCGAUCGGUGCUUAAGAACCUACCGGUCUUGGCCCUCCAGCAGAACGGAGAUUCGGUUCGAAUACCAGCUUGCGCCCUGAACAAGCGGACCGAGGAUUAUGUGCCGGUACGAGUCCAGCUGUCGCAGACUUCCGCUGCUCGACAAUGGCUGUGUCUCAGUGAGGAGGAUGGCAAGCUUUCCCUCAUUGGAAAGGGCCCGCCAAGCUGGCCAGCACCUUUCAGAGUGGAAUUCGUCCACCUCGACGGAUCGACAGUAGUGGUGGCUGCAGUUGUGGACUGCAUGGUCACCAACACGCAGCAGAAGCCCUGGCUGUCGGCCUCGGCAACAAUCGCGGCACGGUUCAUGGAUGUUGCGCUCUAUCCUAUGUCACGCAAUGCUCGCGCUGUUCUGCAGGAGCAUCUUCAAAAGAUCUUCAGCUUCGAAACCAAGGCGGCGAAGGAAGUUUCGCUUGGGCGCUGGCUCGAUGUUGUGGACAUUGUCAUUCGCACUCUCAGGACGAUAGCAAUGGUUCACGUGAAGUCCGAUGCUCAAACCUCUCGGCCUCCACCGGCUGCCGCUGUAGCUCGAGCUCGAUAA
This is a messenger RNA of Symbiodinium sp. CCMP2592, 1866 nucleotides long. The record is from the annotation of a GenBank genome assembly. NCBI's taxonomy places the organism in Eukaryota, Dinophyceae, Suessiales, Symbiodiniaceae.